AGGCUUGUUGUCCUUUUGAGGGAGUUUCACGUGUCUCCAUUUGGCACCAGACGCAUCUGUCAUCAACCGUUACUGGGUGCCUGGAGCUGCCAAAGUCAUGCCAGCCGGGUUUCAGCAACUCGGAGUGGAGACAUUGACUGGAACCUUUGUUCUCUCAGUCUUCACUGCUGUCCUGGGAUCUCUCGAGUUUGGAUACAAUAUCGGAGUCAUCAAUGCACCUCAGAAGAUCAUUGAGCAGGAGUAUAACGCGACAUGGGUGCACCGGUAUGGAGAGCCCAUCCCCGCAGGGACCCUCACCUCCCUCUGGUCCCUGUCCGUGGCCAUCUUCUCAAUUGGUGGCAUGCUGUCCUCCUCCUGUGUGGGCUUCAUCUCCGAGUGGCUGGGCAGGUAGGGAAACACACAGGAUGCCCCAACUCUAAUUUAGAUAUUUCUACUGGAAUUGGCAGUUAUUUAGUCUGUGUCCUGUUGCCUGAACCCAAGUUCAUCAAAACCAUUA
This is a messenger RNA of Anarrhichthys ocellatus (wolf-eel), 496 nucleotides long. Its product is annotated as solute carrier family 2, facilitated glucose transporter member 4-like. The record is from RefSeq and is a predicted model, not a curated record. NCBI's taxonomy places the organism in Eukaryota, Metazoa, Chordata, Actinopteri, Perciformes, Anarhichadidae. Gene Ontology annotation, biological process: dehydroascorbic acid transport. Bases 98 to 391 code for a protein of 97 amino acids. Gene Ontology annotation, cellular component: plasma membrane; perinuclear region of cytoplasm; endomembrane system. The transcript has 3 exons. Gene Ontology annotation, molecular function: D-glucose transmembrane transporter activity.